This is a messenger RNA of Leucoraja erinaceus (little skate), 1774 nucleotides long. It is a transcript of the gene mcm3, whose product is annotated as minichromosome maintenance complex component 3. Bases 94 to 1758 code for a protein of 554 amino acids. The transcript is spliced from 11 exons. Gene Ontology annotation, biological process: mitotic DNA replication initiation; DNA strand elongation involved in DNA replication; double-strand break repair via break-induced replication. Lineage: Eukaryota; Metazoa; Chordata; Chondrichthyes; Rajiformes; Rajidae. The record is from RefSeq and is a predicted model, not a curated record. Gene Ontology annotation, cellular component: nucleus; MCM complex. Gene Ontology annotation, molecular function: single-stranded DNA helicase activity; ATP binding; single-stranded DNA binding.
GGUGGAGGGGAUUUUACCCGCCAGAUAUGUUAAUCAGCGGCGACACGUGACCCGACGUUUGGCGCGAAAGAGUGAAGCCGGGAAAGAACAGCCAUGGCGGAUGAGCCGGCUCUGAGGGAGGCGCAGCGGGAGUACCUGGACUUCCUGGACGAUGAGCAAGAUCAGGGGAUCUACCAAAGCAAAGUGAGGGACAUGAUCAGUGAAAACGUGUACCGCCUUAUCGUCAACGUUAAUGACCUUCGAAGAAAGAAUGAGAAAAGAGCACACCAGCUACUGAACAACGCUUUUGAGGAGCUCUUGGCCUUCCAGAGAGCUCUGCAGGACUUUGUUGCCUCCAUUGAUGCCACAUAUGCCAAGCAGUUUGAGGACUUCUACAUUGGCCUGGAAGGCAGCUUUGGCUCCAAGCAUGUCAGCCCACGAACCUUGACCUCGCGUUUCCUCAGCAAUAUUGUCUGCGUGGAGGGAAUCGUAAUCAAAUGUUCAUUGGUACGUCCAAAGAUUGUUCGAAGUGUCCACUAUUGUCCUGCCACAAAGAAGACUAUUGAACGCAAGUACACAGAUAUGACUUCCCUCGAUGCUUUCCCUUCCAGCGCCAUCUAUCCAACGAAGGAUGAGGAGAAUAACCCCCUUGAGACAGAAUUUGGGCUGUCUUUGUACAAAGACCACCAGACCAUCACCAUACAGGAGAUGCCAGAGAAAGCUCCCGCGGGCCAGCUACCUCGCUCAGUGGACAUUAUCCUGGACAAUGACCUUGUGGACGUGGUCAAACCUGGUGACCGAGUGCAGGUCAUUGGCACUUACCGCUGCCUGCCUGGCAAGAAAAACGGAUACACCUCUGGGACAUUCAGAACGAUCCUGAUUGCCUGCCAUGUCAAAUUGAUGAGCAAGGAGGUGUCCCCCAUGUUUUCUGCAGAUGACGUGGCCAAAAUCAAGAAGUUCAGCAAAUCUCAUUCAAAGGACAUCUUUGAUCAACUAGCCAGGUCCCUGGCCCCUAGUAUUCAUGGACAUGAGUACAUCAAGAAGGCUAUUCUCUGCCUGCUGCUGGGUGGCUCAGAAAAACACUUGGAGAAUGGAAGCCGAAUUCGCGGUGAUAUCAAUGUCCUAUUAAUAGGUGACCCGUCGGUGGCAAAGUCACAGCUCCUGCGCUAUGUGCUCUUCAGUGCUCCGCGAGCUAUCCCCACCACUGGCCGAGGCUCCACCGGGGUGGGCUUGACUGCAGCAGUCACCACCGACCAAGAAACUGGUGAGCGACGUCUCGAGGCAGGCGCCAUGGUUUUAGCUGACCGAGGUGUCGUCUGCAUAGACGAAUUUGAUAAGAUGUCUGACCUGGAUCGUACCGCCAUCCAUGAAGUGAUGGAGCAGGGGCGUGUGACCAUCGCUAAAGCUGGCAUUCAUGCCAGACUCAAUGCCAGGUGCAGUGUGCUGGCUGCAGCUAACCCUGUCUAUGGAAAGUACAACCAAUAUAAAACCCCAAUGGAGAAUAUUGGCCUGCAGGAUUCGCUGUUGUCCCGUUUUGACCUACUAUUCAUCAUGCUGGACCAGAUGGACCCAGAGCAAGACCGAGCAGUUUCUGAACACGUGCUGCGAAUGCACAGAUACAGAGGUGCAGGCGAGCAGGAUGGCGAUGCCUUGCCCCUGGGCAGUGCUGUUGACGUCCUGGCCACGGAGGAUCCCGACGCCUUGCAGGAUGAGGAACAGGAGCUCCAGAUUUAUGAAAAGCACGACAAUCUUCUUCAUGGAGCCAGGAGACGAAAGUAAGUCAGGCCAUUUGCAC